Molecule: messenger RNA, 748 nt
Organism: Arvicanthis niloticus (Nile rat)
Lineage: Eukaryota; Metazoa; Chordata; Mammalia; Rodentia; Muridae
Product: mitotic-spindle organizing protein 2
Cellular component (GO): spindle; centrosome
Source: RefSeq, a predicted model, not a curated record
AAGCGCGUGAGCAGUGACGUCAUCAGCUGCUGUUUAUUCCUAAAUUUAAGUAUUUCGGGGUCGGCGUGGAGGCAGGAGUACGUGUCCGUUUAGAAGCAAAAGCUGUUUAGCGACCGCCAACAGAACUGGCUACAGGAAUGGCGGCUGCAGCUGCUGGUGGUGGUGUUGGACUUGCGGUAUCUACAGGAUUGGAGGCAGCAACGCUGCAGAAGCUGGCGCUUCGGCGGAAGAAGGUGCUGGGGGCUGAGGAGAUGGAGCUGUACGAACUAGCGCAGGCUGCAGGCGCCGCCAUCGACCCGGAUGUGUUCAAGAUCCUGGUGGACUUGCUGAAUCUGAACGUGGCUCCCCUUGCCGUCUUCCAGAUGCUGAAGUCCAUGUGUGCUGGGCAGCGGCUGGCAAGCGAUCCCCAAGACUCGGUGUCCAUAUCUCUGCCCACAUCCACAUCAGAGACCCGAGGAAGAACCCGAGGUGGCCCCAUUCUUGGCAAUGUGACUAUAGCAGCAGAACGUGGAAGUCGUGAAAGACCCAUCCAGAGGAUGCCACGCCAGCCCAGUGCUACUAGGCUGCCCAAGGUGGGAGGACCUGGAAAAAGUAACUCCCGAAGCAGCCCAUAGGCUAUAACAAAGACUGCGCUUGACACACGGUCGUCAAGGCAGAUGGUGUCCACCUCUUCACUUCCUUAAACCCUUCUGAGAAGCUGAAUAUCUGUAGCUUUUUGAUACUAUUAAAAGAUGUGGAGUGAGUUCUA